This is a messenger RNA of Vigna unguiculata (cowpea), 1006 nucleotides long. RefSeq names its product cell wall / vacuolar inhibitor of fructosidase 2 pseudogene. The record is from RefSeq and is a predicted model, not a curated record. NCBI's taxonomy places the organism in Eukaryota, Viridiplantae, Streptophyta, Magnoliopsida, Fabales, Fabaceae.
AAAUUUGCACCUUCAUUCUGUCCACUUAUAAAUAUACCUAUGAUAAUUCCUUACUUGCUGGGUUAUUCUUUUUUCUACCAUAAUGAUUUCCAAGAUGUUCUUUUUUCUCCUCUUGCUAGCACACCUUCAACCAGAAGCAUUGGUGAAAGGAGACGUGACUUUGAUAAGGAAAACCUGCAAGAACACCAACUACUUCGAUCUAUGCUUCUCCUCCUUGAGAUCCGAUCCAAGUAGCAGCGACGCAGACCCAAAGGGCUUGGCUAUGAUCAUGGUUGGGAUUGGAAUGGCCAAUGCUACUUCCACUUCUCUCUAUUUGUCCUCUCAGACUCAGUUGCUUGGCACUGCCAACGAUUCCACCAAAAGGGUGGUGAAGGAGUGUGCAGAGAAGUACAGCUAUGCCACCAAUGCCCUCCAAGCUUGUGCACAGGAUCUGGCUAAUGGGGCAUAUGACUAUGCUUCCAUGCACAUCGCUGCAGCUUCUGAUUACCCCAAUGUUUGUCACAACAUGUUCAAACGUUACCAAGGUUUGGUUUAUCCUCCUGAGUUGGCUCGUAGAGAGGAUGGUUUGAAGCGUAUAUGCGAUGUUGCUCUGGGGAUUGUUCAGAAUCUUGAUUGCUAGGUUGGCAUGUGAGCCACUUAUUGUUACCUGGUGUUUGUUUAUUUCUUUCAGUAGAAGUUGUUCUAUGUAAUUUAUUGGACUAUUUUGUAUUUAGGGGUCCAUUUUUAACUCGAAUUUGUAAAAACGUUUCUCAAUUUCUUUUUUUGAGAAACAGGGUAAGUCGUCGGGAUGAAGGACGACAUUCAAGGUGAAGUCGUCCUCCUUCCAGCCAGUUUCAUAUUUAAAAAAAAAAAAACAAAGUCGUUAGGGACGAGUUCGGUUUCUAGUCAUGUCCACAGUGAAGUCGUCUUCAUGGUUGACGACUUCAUUUUUAGGUUUUUUUUUUUGAACAAUAAGUGGUAAAAAAAAUAAUAAAUUGGAAUAAAAAUAAAAAUAAACAUUAAUAUA